AUGGGGACGCGGACGAUGAUGCCGUCGACGACGCCGCGGGCGCGAUCGGGGGGGCGCGCGCGCGAUCAGGGACGGAUGCGGGAGACGAUUGUGCGCGCGAGUGAGAAUCCGCUCGAACGCUUCUUCCCGCCGCAUCGACAGCGCUCGGGGGCGAAGGAUGGCGCCUCGGGCGGAAGGGAGUCCGCGGUGGUGCGAGAGAGUGAUGAUGGCGCGGUGGAGGCGCGCGGGCGGGCGAACGAGUCGACGGGAACGGUGGGAUCGGGGGGGCGGAGCGCGGGGCGGACGCCGACGCUCGCCGACGCGGAUCCGGGGGUGCGACGCACCAGGGCCGCGCUCGACGGCGCGCGACCGGGCGAUUUGUUAAUGGUGGAGACGCGGUUCGCCGAUGGGAGCGACGUGCUGGCGAGUGGGAGAGAUCAGAUGACCACGAGGUGGUUCGUCGUUCGUCGGAUCGGUACGUCGGCGGGCGGGCGGAAAAUGUUGGAGGGUGAGUUGGAGGGCAAGCUGGCGCAAAUCGUCGAUCAAGGCGGGACGCAAGAGGCGAGAAUAGGGAUUCAAGGCGCUCUGUUCGAUGAGCGAGGGGGGCUGGCGAGCGCGAAGGGGGUGAGAGACGCGAAGGCGAUGAAACGCGUCGCAAAGGCGCACGCGAAACGGGUGAACGACGAGAUGGAUAAGGCGACGCUCGUGUCGCAAGCCGCGAGCGCGUUGACGCUUGAAAUGUUGGAGAGCGCGGUGCGUGCGUCUCCGGACUUUUGGACGCGCGGUAACGGCGCGCACUCGAGACGCGUGAUCACCGACGCCACCGAGAACGCGACGAAGAUGGCGGGCGAGCUCUUGGCGCUGAAACACGGACAUCGAGACGUGGUUUUGACGCAGAUCACGAGCGACUGGGAGUGCGGGACGGAGGACAGCAUACGCGCUCCGUUCGCGGCGUCCGUGCUCGAGGACAUCCUCGCCACGCAACGCGACGUCGCGGUGGAGAUAUCGGAGGCUCGGUACGAGACGGAAAACAUGACCGACGGUGAGCCGCAGUACGAGAGUGGGGUCACCUUUGUGGUGUAUCGAACGGUCGCCGAGCACAGGGCGAAGCUCUUGGCGUCCAUGGGUGUGCAGGCGACGCGAAACGUCGCGAGAGCGUUCGAGCAAGCUCUCGUCGGCGUCGCCCUCGGGUACGACGACGCGAACGUCGAGUACCACGUGCGUCACAUGAACGAAGAGAAUGAGAUAUCGAUGGAAGAGAUCCGGACGCUGAUUGAGAACGCCAGGCAAGAAAUCGACUCACUUUUGACGACCAAGGCGUGA
This is a messenger RNA of Ostreococcus tauri, 1302 nucleotides long. RefSeq names its product unnamed product. The coding region runs from base 1 to 1302 and encodes 433 amino acids. Lineage: Eukaryota; Viridiplantae; Chlorophyta; Mamiellophyceae; Mamiellales; Bathycoccaceae. The transcript has a single exon. The record is from RefSeq and is a predicted model, not a curated record.